Molecule: messenger RNA, 1545 nt
Organism: Akanthomyces muscarius
Lineage: Eukaryota; Fungi; Ascomycota; Sordariomycetes; Hypocreales; Cordycipitaceae
Exons: 1
Coding region: 1-1545 (514 amino acids)
Molecular function (GO): protein binding
Source: RefSeq, a predicted model, not a curated record
AUGUCGGCAACCCCGCCAUGCACCACCGACGAUGCAGGUACACCGAGAGCCGCCACCACCUCGGUCAGCGCCCUCCCCAACGAGCUGCUCGUCGCCGUCUUCUCCCACCUCGACGCCUCGUCCUCGCUGGAGCCGCGCUUCCGCGAUGACGCCUCGACGCUCAUGGACGCCUACUACGCCGCGCGCGGCCCUCACUGCCGCCGCCGCCACCACCACCACCCCUCUCGCGGGCACCCGCUCAAGUCGGCGUCGCUCGUGUGUCGUCGAUGGCGCGCCGCCGUGCUACCGCGGCUCUUUCGGCACGUGCUCUGGACGCUGCGCCGUCUGGAAGAGCCCUCGUCCUCGUCGUCGCCGAGCGUCCACGGGGAGGGGUUCGAGGUGCUGGCCUUUCUGCAGAGGCACGGCCUGCGCGGCGUGGAGAGCAUCAUGCUGCACGUGCCGUGCCCGGAGCAUCUGAUUGACGACCCGACGGAGCUCGUGGGGCGGUAUGGCCUGGUGCCGAGCACGGUGGUGCAGCAGCGCGAGGACGAGGGCGAGGAGGAUGCGGAGAGCGUGGUGCUGUCCGAGACGGCAAGCCUGGUCCUCGCCGAGGGCAACGGCCACGCCACAUGGGCCAACACCUGGUUCUGGGACAUGCUAUUUGCCGUCGUCGACCCCUUGCGCGUCAGCAUCCUCGCCGCGCCCGUCGUGCUCGCCACCAUGCUGAGCCGCAAAGUGUACACCCAGUGCCAGCCGCUCAUGAUGACGCGGUACCAUCUCCUCUCCGUCUCGCGCCCGGACCGCAGUCCGCCACCGCCAGAAGACGACGACGACGACGACUCGGAGGAGGAGGAAGAAGAUGAUGACGAUGCGUCGCCCCAAGACUCGACGGCGACGACACGGUCUCUUCUCGCCCCGCUGUGCGACAACCUCCCCUGCGAGCUCUUCGCCCGCCGCCGCCGCUGGACCGCGCUCCUCGCCAACGAGAGCUCCUCCGUCUCCAUCUACAAGUCGGACGCCUACGGCGCCGUCCCGCCCUCGCCACUCCUCAGCCUGCUCGCGUCGCGCGACCCCCGCACGCGGCGCUUCCUGCGACGCUCCCUGCGACGCCUUGCUUACAUCGCCGUCAUGCCCAUGGCGACGCACGUCCAGUCGGCGCUGCUCGUCGCGUGCCCCGCGCUGCGCCUCGAGGAGCUGUUCAUCCAAGUCAUGCCGCCCGGGGUCGACAUUGCCCACGACGGCCACGGGGCCUACGGCCGCUUCGAGGGCCUGGACAUGGAGGACCUCGUCAUGGAGCGCGACUCGGUGUACGGCCUGCUGUUUGCGUGCAUCUUCAUCCCCGGCCCGCAGCGCCAGUGGGAGGCGCUGCGCGUGUUUGAGACGGGCGACGCCGAGGGGGACGAGGUGGCGUGGGCCGAGGCCGUCGAGACGGUGCAGGCGAGCACCUCGUGGUGGGACGUCGAUAGGCGCGGGCGCUUCGUGAGGAAUCUGGCGAGGGAACAGGGCAGGCGGAGGAACAAGAACGCGGAUCUGCCGAUGCAGAGUUUGUCACCGCCGCCGCUGUAG